Messenger RNA from Marchantia polymorpha subsp. ruderalis, 1365 nucleotides. The record is from the annotation of a GenBank genome assembly. Lineage: Eukaryota; Viridiplantae; Streptophyta; Marchantiopsida; Marchantiales; Marchantiaceae.
CCGGGUACGGUACGAUGGCUCGGUGGAAUUGUUGUCAUGUGUUGAGUCGUCGAGGACACUGGGACUUGGAGUGCGAAGGGCGUCAUCAGGUCAAGUGCAAACUCGGAUGCUGAAGUCAUGUCCAGAUAUCAUCAGGAUUGAUCUGAAUCGCUGUAGGUGAAUGGAGGUACAGGGCUGUAUGACGACGCGAUGUGACGUACUGAGCCGAUGCUGCUCUGGAACCGCGAGCCUGAGCUGAGCUGAGCUGAGCGGUGGAGGCUUCGAUAUCGUCGUCAAUAUCUUAUUUUUGCUUGCUCGCCCACGCAACAGCGUGCUCUGAGUUGUCGCCGGAGGAUUUGAACUCACGAAAGGACUCAAUGGCCUCAUCGCUUUGGCAUGAUUACUCGAGGUGGAAUGGAUCGCUGUGUGGGUUCCAGUGUACGAUGAUGCAAAGCAGCAAAGCAAAAGUCUGAGGAAUAUAUAUGAUCUCAGGCCCUAUGAUCCUUUCUAUAUUUUGUUGAGACUCCGAGAUAGGCAGGAACAGCGUCUGUCUGUCACUGAAAUUGUUCCAUCGCUGAUUAUAAAACCGUGCCAGUGCAAUUCUCUCAGGCAGCACAAGGAGUCUGUGCUGACGGCGAACAAACUUUAUAACUUUAUAACCUGAAGCCUGCGCACCGGACAUAGCCAACACCUUAAAAUACGAGUUCAAUAUUUAUACACUUCUCCCCAAUGCCUGAUGAACUCACUAUUCAGCAGCAGAGUCAUCUCUAACUGGGAACUUCUCGCACUUCCUUCUGCUGCAGAACGUGCACCGAAAACAUUCUCAUCAGACCGUAAAAGAUCAAAUAGGACUAUUUUAUCCAACAUCUCUCAAAUGGUUUCACUUGAAACUCCUGAAUUCUAUCUCGAUCGCUCCCCCCGUGUGCUGUCAAAUCGUUUGCAGUUUGCAGUUCGAGCAUCGAGCUGCGUCUGCGGCUGCGUCUGCGUCACUACGGGACAGUUUAGAAACAUACUGAGGUGCGUCGGACCCGGAGCCAGCUCCUUCCACCGAAGCACAGACUCAGAUCGAUCCCGAAUAACGAUUCGGGAUUUGCACGUAUGGAAUCGAGAAGAGAAGGCAGAGUGCGCUUGGUUUUCUUCAUUCUGUCCGUCGAACAGAACUCACCGAGUCCGUGUAAGAGUUUGGAAUGUUGCCGAAGAUUACAAUAUGCAGAAUUGCAAGGACGGUGCAGGGGAUCGUCGAGCUGCGAGAUGGAGUCGUCUGAAGGGCGUUCCUCACAGGCCCUACUCGGUCCAGGCUGGCACUUGGUAGUGAGCACUGGAUCUGGGCCUCGAGCAUGUCUAUGGCAGCGCAAAGGUCAGAUGAUGAGGACGAGGAGGAGGGCU